Messenger RNA from Musa acuminata subsp. malaccensis (wild Malaysian banana), 922 nucleotides. RefSeq lists its product as uncharacterized. The record is from RefSeq and is a predicted model, not a curated record. NCBI's taxonomy places the organism in Eukaryota, Viridiplantae, Streptophyta, Magnoliopsida, Zingiberales, Musaceae.
AUAAUCGUUGUCGUCAUCGAUCAUCGCCUCCUUCCACCAAAAUUCCAAAGGAGAAUCCGAAAAGGUUGUCUCCACUAAAUUGCGUCGCAUCACCUCACCCCUCCAUCGCACCCUAUUUAUGAGUCUACUGCCAAGGUUGGGUUGCGUCGGCAGGUCGUCCUCGUUGGAAAACUAGGGCUAGGGUUUCUUCGGAUCGGAUCGGAUCGGAUCGGGCGUCAAUGGCGACGACGGCGCAGCAACACGGCCACGAAGGGUCCAAGCCGGCCAUGAGGAAGCCGGUGUUCACCAAGGUGGACCAGUUGAAGCCAGGGACCAGCGGCCACACUCUCGUCGUCAAGGUGGUCAGCUCCAACACGGUGCUCCAAAAGGGCCACGCCGCCUCCGCCCACCUCCGCCAUACUCGUAUCGCCGAGUGCCUCAUCGGCGACGACACCGCCUCCAUCGUCUUCACCGCGCGCAACGAACAAGUUGACUUGUUGAGAUCUGGUGCUACUGUCAUACUGCGCAAUGCAAAGAUUGACAUGUUCAGGGGUUGCAUGAGGCUGGCUGUUGAUAAGUGGGGCCGAGUUGAGGUUACUGAACCUGCUGAUUUUGCGGUGAAUGAGGAGAACAAUUUAUCGACGGUGGAGUAUGAGCUGGUGAAUGUCAGCCAAGAAUGAAGAGAAGGAACUGCAGAAAACUUUAUCAGACGGCGUUGUUGAUGGGGAAGCUUUUCUAGCUUUAUUUUUCAUAGAUAUCAAUAGUAUAUGAUUCCAUCUGAACAAUAGUUGGGAAUUAUACCUCAUUGGCACAUAUCUAUAAUAUUAUCUGUGUAUCUGUAAUCAGAAUGGCACAUGAUGGUUGAUAUCAAUUAUGAUGCACAUAACCAUCUGCUGAUCUUAUCGAAAGCAUGUUGUUUUAAUAAUCAUUGUUGGUUCCUUUA